AUGAACCUGACGUGUAACUCAACGCUCGAGGACAUGAGAAUUGUCCCCGGCUCCGAGAUUCUCAUCGCCGGCCCGUUGACCUUCCAUGACCUGGCCCUCAUCAUCGCUGGCUCCUGCACCAUCAUCGCCAUCUGCCUUUCCUUCUACCUCAUCUUCAUGCACUCCAUCAACUACACGAAGCCCCGCGAGCAGCGCCAGAUCAUUCGUAUUCUUUUCAUGGUCCCCGUCUACGCCGCCUCGUCUUUCCUCCAGCUCUACUUCUACUGGCACGCCGUCUACUUCCAGCUCAUGAGCGACUGCUACGAGGCCUUCGCCAUCGCCUCCUUCUUCUCGCUCAUGUGUCACUACCUCGCCCCAGACGUCCACACCCAAAAGGACUACUUCCGCAACCUUCACCCCAUCAAGCCUUGGGUCUGGCCUCUCGACUGGUUUGCCAAGUGCUGCGGAGGACAGAGAGGCCCCUGGCGUACCCCCAAGAGCGGUUUGACAUGGUUCAACGUCAUCUGGAUCGGCGUCUACCAUUAUGUCUUCAUCCGCGUUGCCAUGACUGUCACCGCCGUUGUCACGCAGUACUUCCACCGCUACUGCGAGAGCUCCAACAACCCCGUCUUCGCUCACGUCUGGGUCAUCUCCAUCAACUGCGUAGCCGUCACAAUCGCCAUGUACUGCGUCAUUCAAUUCUACGUACAGAUGCGGGAGCCUCUCAAGGAGCACUCGCCCUUUCUCAAGGUUCUUGCCAUCAAACUUGUCGUCUUCUUCUCUUUUUGGCAGGUCACUUGCAUCUCUCUGGCCACAUCCACGCUCGAUCUCGUCCACCCGAACAGAGUCCUUGCCUAUCCCGAUAUCAAAGUCGGCAUCCCUGCUCUUCUUCUCUGUUUCGAAAUGUCCCUGUUCGCCCUCCUCCAUCUCUGGGCUUUCCCCUACGCACCCUACGUGCCCGGCGCCAAGAUCACCUUCUACCCGGCCCCAGACGCCCGCGACCUCAACGCGCCUCUGCGCGAAAACGUCCACUCCGCCCCCGGCGGUGGCUGGAUGGGUCUCCGCGCUAUCGGAGAUGCCCUCAACCUCUGGGACUUCGUCAAGGCGUUUGGCCGUGGUAUGCGCUGGCUAUUCUGCGGUGUCAAGCGCCGCAAGGAGGACCCCAGCUACAAGACAGCCGCCAGUUUGGACAUGGAUGACCUCGACAAGGGCGGCGACACCGCAUACCAUCCCGCUGGCCUCAAGAGCACCGAGCAUCUCCCCAUCGCCCACGAGUUCCGCCGCAGCACAUAUCUGCAGCCCUCGCGACCACCUCCUCGACCCGCACGCCUAGACAACGAGAGCGCCAGCCUCAUCGCUCACGCACAGCCGAACCCUUCCCAGAUGUCUCCACCGCGCCGCCCAGAACGGCCACGCUCACCAUUGUCGCCCUUGUCACCUAUCUCGCCGUACCAAGACCACGGCUUCCAGGAGACGGGCAUGGCACCUGUGUACCAUGCUCACCAGACCUCGAACGCCGACUGGGAGAAGACAUCGCCCACAACGACGAGCCCGACGUCGGGGCCACGCGAUCUGACUCAGCAACGGAUCGGAGAGGCGCUCUGGGGACCACCGCAAAGCCCCGCCGCCGCCGCCGCCAUGAUGCCAGAAAGCCCCGUCCUCGGGUCGCCCAUGAACGGCGCCCCCGGUCAAGUACGCCCGACACACGGAAACCAGCCACAUGGGCAGCCUGGACCCGGAACGGCCUUUUGA
This is a messenger RNA of Colletotrichum higginsianum IMI 349063, 1731 nucleotides long. RefSeq names its product Duf300 domain-containing protein. The transcript is spliced from 3 exons. The record is from RefSeq and is a predicted model, not a curated record. Gene Ontology annotation, molecular function: transporter activity. Bases 1 to 1731 code for a protein of 576 amino acids. NCBI's taxonomy places the organism in Eukaryota, Fungi, Ascomycota, Sordariomycetes, Glomerellales, Glomerellaceae. Gene Ontology annotation, biological process: transport.